This is a messenger RNA of Phragmites australis (common reed), 1728 nucleotides long. RefSeq names its product aspartyl protease family protein At5g10770-like. Lineage: Eukaryota; Viridiplantae; Streptophyta; Magnoliopsida; Poales; Poaceae. The record is from RefSeq and is a predicted model, not a curated record. The transcript has 2 exons. Gene Ontology annotation, molecular function: aspartic-type endopeptidase activity. The coding region runs from base 46 to 1476 and encodes 476 amino acids. Gene Ontology annotation, biological process: proteolysis.
AUUGGAGUUGUUGGCGAGCGAGAGCAGCAGCUGGCUAAAGCACCCAUGGCUUCCGCGACGCGGUGCGCUCCGUCCCGUGGCGGCUGCCUCGCGGUCGUUCUCGCGCUGGCAGCUCUCGCCUCUCCUCGCCUUCUCGGCGCGUCGGCGGCGGCGGGGAGCGGCAGCGUGCCGAACUGGCACGUCGUGAGCGUCAGCUCGCUGCUGCCCGGCGCGGUCUGCACGGCUGCGACAGCGACGUCAAAUUCGUCGGCUCUGAGCGUCGUGCACCGGCACGGCCCGUGCUCGCAGCUGCUGGCUCGCGGCGGCGCGCCGUCUCAUGCCGAGAUCCUGGACCGGGACCAGGACAGGGUUGACUCCAUACACCGCAAGAUCGCCGGCGGGUCAACGACGAUGAACCCGGCCCGUGCCUCGAAGGGCCUGUCCCUGCCGGCGUACAGGGGCAUAUCUAUCGGCACCGGCAACUACCUCAUCUCGCUCGGCCUCGGGACGCCGGCGAGGGACUACUCGGUGGUGUUCGACACCGGCAGCGACCUGUCGUGGGUACAGUGCAAGCCGUGCAGGGACUGCUACGACCAGCAAGACCCGCUCUUCGACCCGGCGCAGUCGUCGACGUACGCCACCGUGCCUUGCGGCGCGCCGGAGUGCCAGGAGCUGGACUCGCACAGCUGCUCGUCGGACAACAAGUGCCGGUACGAGGUCGUCUAUGGCGACCAGUCGCAGACCGACGGCAACCUCGUGCGCGACACGCUGACGCUGGCGCCGUCCGACACGCUCCCGGGGUUCGUCUUUGGUUGCGGCGACGACGACUCCGGGCUGUUCGGCAAGGCCGACGGGCUCUUCGGCCUCGGCCGCGAGAAGGUGUCGCUGGCCUCGCAAGCGGCGGCCAAGUACGGCGCGGGGUUCUCCUACUGCCUGCCGUCGUUGUCGAAUGCCACGGGUUACCUGUCCCUAGGAAGCGCCGCGCCGGCGAACUCGCAGUUCACGGCCAUGGUGACCCGCAGCGACACGCCGUCGUUCUACUACCUCAACCUCGUCGGCAUCAAGGUCGCCGGGCGCGCGAUCAAGGUCCCCUCGGCCGUGUUCGCGACGGCCGGCACGGUGAUCGACUCGGGCACCGUGAUCACCCGGCUCCCCGCGCACGCCUACUCCGCGCUCCGGUCGGCGUUCGCGCGCUUCAUGGGCAAGUACAAGAGGGCGCCCGCGCUGUCCAUCCUUGACACGUGCUACGACUUCACCGGGCACACGACGGUGCAGAUCCCGUCGGUGGUGCUUGUGUUCGCGGGCGGCGCCACCAUGAGCCUCGACUUCAGUGGGGUGCUGUACGUGUCGAAGGUAUCGCAGGCAUGCCUGGCGUUCGCGUCCAACGGCGACGACACGUCCAUCGGCAUCCUCGGGAACACGCAGCAGAAGACGUUCGCGGUGGUCUACGACGUGGCCAACCAGAAGAUCGGGUUCGGCGCCAAUGGCUGCAGCUGAGUAGCGAGUAGCCAAUCGGCGUGGCACAUGUACGCCAUCUCUGAUUGGAUAAAGCAAUAAAAAAAUCUUUUGAGGAAACAGGGCAGUUGUUCUGCCAUUUCAUUAUAGAAGAAAGCAGUAGUAAUAUUUACAUAUUGCAGACAGCUAGGGUGCCAAUAGGGAUGAUAAUCAGAUCAGUGGGUUUGGGUCUUUGUAGGUUUUGUACUCGGUAGGUGUGGGUUUAGGUUUUAAAUCCUGUCCAUGGAUCUGAUA